CCAGCCCUGCAGGUCGGCGAAAACUUGGCCGUUGGUAUUAUAUUUUUUAGAACACAAGGCCGAGCAAAAGGAAAAUGGCAAGCAGAGUCUAUCCUUCACGGUUCAAGGGUGGCGAUGUGACUUCAGUUUCAUCUGAUGUAUAUUCUCAUCUGGGAUCCCAAGUUUCUUUAGCUUAUGAUAAACAGGAAGAUUGCAGGAAUUGUUGUCCCAGGAGAUGCUGCAUAAUCACUUGUAUAAUCUUGCUCAUUCUUGGAGUUCUAGCAGUUGUAUUAACCUGUGCGGUUAUAUUUGGAAUACCACCCAGAGAGCCAAUAAUCCGUCAGUGUAAAACCACUUCAGAUUCAGUUGGCUUUCUAUGUGAUGACCGCAGUACUUGCAUCAUUUCGACACAGAUGUGCAAUGGCAAAGUAGACUGCAGCAAUGGUGAAGACGAAUCAGACUUGUACUGUGGAGACCUGCCGAAAAGCCUCCCUAAGCAUUUAGUUUUUACAUGUGGCAACCAGAAGUCCUGGAUCUAUUCAGAUCAGAAGUGUGAUGGAAAAAAUCACUGUGGAGACUGCUCAGAUGAAUCAGAGUUGCACUGCCCUGCCUGUUCUGGAUGGAAAUGUUCUACCAUAUUCUUCAGUGACUGUGACUGCAUACCAAAGAGUCGCUGCAAAGACUACAUUCAGGACUGCAGUGAUUGGAGCGAUGAAAAUAACUGUUAGAUGACUUUUGAAUG
Molecule: messenger RNA, 721 nt
Organism: Mobula hypostoma (lesser devil ray)
Lineage: Eukaryota; Metazoa; Chordata; Chondrichthyes; Myliobatiformes; Myliobatidae
Product: low-density lipoprotein receptor class A domain-containing protein 1-like
Exons: 6
Coding region: 75-707 (210 amino acids)
Cellular component (GO): plasma membrane
Molecular function (GO): protein binding
Source: RefSeq, a predicted model, not a curated record